Linum tenue is the source of this 2123-nucleotide messenger RNA. The record is from the annotation of a GenBank genome assembly. NCBI's taxonomy places the organism in Eukaryota, Viridiplantae, Streptophyta, Magnoliopsida, Malpighiales, Linaceae.
AAGAGAAGAAAGGCAGCACAAGAUAUCGUUAGUUACCUUCCAAUUUUAAACCAAGAGAGGGGAAAAUCAGAGAGAGGAGGAAAAACCCUAGCAAAUCCCACAUUUCAAAAUCACCAGCACCGACGAAUUCCCUCUCUCCCAUCAGAGAUUCCUCUCCAGAAAUCCACCCAACCGAUUUCAAACGGCAGCCGUUCAAUUCGUCGCUCCAAUUCGAUGGCGAAGCCCGACACGAGCCCCGUGCUGUCGCCGACGUCGUCGCGGUCGGUGACGCAGACGGUGAACGGGUCGCACCGGUUCGUGAUCCAAGGCUACUCGCUCGCGAAAGGGAUGGGCGUCGGGAAGCACAUUGCCAGCGACAAUUUCACGGUCGGAGGGUACCAGUGGGCCAUCUAUUUCUACCCCGACGGCAAGAAUCCGGAGGACAAUUCCGCUUACGUCUCGGUGUUCAUCGCCUUGGCCAGUGAAGGGACCGACGUGAGGGCUCUGUUCGAGUUGACGCUGGUUGACCAGAGCGGGAAAGGGAAGCACAAGGUUCACAGCCAUUUCGAUCGGUCCCUCGAGAGCGGCCCGUACACGCUCAAGUAUCGCGGCAGCAUGUGGGGAUACAAGAGAUUUUUCAGACGCGCUAUGCUUGAGACAUCCGAUUAUUUGAAGAAUGAUUGCUUAAAAAUCAACUGUACUGUGGGAGUGGUGGUGUCUGCUGUAGAUUGUUCCCGGUUACACUCUAUCCAGGUUCCAGAGUCUGAUAUAGGAGCACAUUUUGGCACGCUUCUCGAGACUAUGGAAGGUUCAGAUGUUACUUUUAAUGUGGCAGGGGAAAAGUUCGAAGCUCACAAAUUAGUAUUGGCCGCUAGAUCUCCUAUCUUCCGCUCCAAAUUCUUUGACUGUGCGGAAGAUAGUGAAGAGAUAGUCAUUACUGACCUAGAGCCCGAUGUAUUCAAGGCCAUCUUGCACUUCAUUUACCGCGACACGCUUACUGAAGAUGUGGGUAAUACUGCAUCAAGCUCGUCUAGUCUAUGUUCUAUAUCAGAAUCUUUGACAGCAAAGUUAUUAGCAGCAGCAGAUAGGUAUGGGCUGGAUCGGCUCAGAUUGAUGUGUGAGUCUCAUCUAUGCAAGGAUAUAUCAGUCGCCUCAGUUGCUAGGAUUUUAGCCUUGGCGGACAGCUACCACGCUACAGAGUUAAAGGCUGUUUGCUUAAAAUUUGCUGCUGAAAACCUUGCAGCCGUGAUGCGUUCUGAUGGGUUCGAAUACCUCAAAGAGAACUGCCCGACGCUGCAGUCAGAGCUGCUGAAGACGGUGGCGGGAUGCGAGGAUGAUUGCAGCAGCGGAGGUGGGAAGUCACGUAGCGUCUGGGGCCAACUUUCAGACGGUGGCGAGACCACCACCAACGAAAGGAGGUUCUUCCCUUUUCAGAAAUCUACAAAAGAGAUAGCUUUGCUGUCGCUGGUCAGCAAAAGUGCAAAACCCAAGACCUGCAAGAAAAACCCUACAGGCCGACACUGUUCCCUCACCGAUCCGCCGCCAAAGCCGCACCCAUCAAUCAAUCGAUCAAUCUCCCGACGGAAUAUGCUCUGGUGCAGCUAUUGUCUCAGACUCUGCUCAACAAUGCGCCAAGGCGAUUUCAUAUCUUGCUCCGCCUGCGGGAAGGUUCUGGCCGAUCGGACCACCUCCGCCGGCGCCAAUCAGAAAAUGGCGGUCGUCAAGUCUGGAUUUGUGGGAUCGAAGAGGGUCUGCAAUGACGCCGCCGCCGUCGGUGACACUGACACCGACGGCUCCGAAUCCGAUGGCGACAGCGGGCAAUCGUCAUCCUGAUGACGAUUGGGGAUCAGUUUCCCGAUCGUCCCAAUUUUGAGAGUGAGAGCUAAUAAGGAGCAGAGAGAGGCGAAUCAAUGGUUGCGGCAAUUUUUGAUGAAUUGAGGACGAAGAAUUUCGAUUUUGUUUUGGUUUUCUUCCUCGUUGAAUUUUCCCUUUGGUAAUUAAAUCUUCUCGUCGUGGGUGUUUUAAGUUUUAACGUCGGGGUGACAACAAUUUACCAGGAAAUGUGAUCGCCAUUUAUAUGACAGAGUAAGUAGUAAUUAAGGGUUUCAGCUCGUAAUUAAGAGAUGAGGAAGAUGGGUUUGAAC